ACCAAAUGAGUAAAGCGGAAAACAGCUCCUUAUAAAUACAAAUCUGGAAACCAAGAGAAGGAAAAUUUCAACAACAGCAUCAGGUGACCAAGGGACGAAGUGACUUUAAAAAAGAUUGAAAAACAGAAAGGGAAGCGACGUCUUACCAACCAGAAGCAAUACGAUGAAUUCUGAUUCCAGCUCUGUUUCCAGCAGAGCGUCAUCACCAGACAUGGAAGAGAUGUAUCACAGAGAUCAACAGCUCCGCGACGCGAGAUUCAACUCCGUGUCUUCCUCUCAGAACGAGCUGCUCCAGAAGAUGACAAGCGAGCACCUCUCCAGUCUAGAGGAACACAUGUCAGGGGGAAGCAAGUACAAACUUAAGAAGCAGGGCUCAGAGCAAGACGUUCAGCAGCUCCGCCUGAAAAUCAAUGGGCGGGAGCGCAAGAGGAUGCAUGACUUAAACCUGGCCAUGGACGGCCUGAGAGAGGUUAUGCCAUAUGCGCACGGACCUUCGGUGAGAAAGCUCUCCAAAAUCGCCACCCUGUUGCUCGCCAGAAACUACAUCUUGAUGCUCAACAGCUCCCUCGAUGAGAUGAAAAGACUGGUGGGCGAGAUUUACGGUGGGCAUCACUCCGCUUUUCAUUGCGGGACAAUAGGUCAAACCGGUUGUCACCCAGGACACUCGAACCCCCCUCACCAAGUCCUCCCGCUGCUGAGCAGUGCCAUGUCAUCUACCACCACGUCUACCCUCUCCGCAGCUUUACCAGGACUUACCUCAAUCCGAGCACCCCAUUCCCUACUGAAGACAACACCCACACCUCCACUCCAACUGGGCAGCAGUUUCCAACACUGGGCAGGUUUACCUUGUCCCUGUACCAUUUGCCAGGUACCACCACCUCCACUUUCUGCUCUUACUUCUACUGCCAUGACAAGACUCUCAUUACAAACAAAAGACUUAGUAAAGUAAGAUGUGAAUGUAUACAUAUAUACAAAAAGACUGAAACUGAAACUAAACAUGUCAUUAUAUAUGUUGUGCGUCAAGAGAAUUGGAACAGGACACCGCAACAAGAUAUUCGAUAUGUAUUUACAUGCAUGCUUCUUUUGAAAAAUACAGGGCUUUUUUUUUUAUCACGUUAAGCCAAAAUUGUGUUUUAUUUAUUUUAAGUAUUUGAACUACUUAU
Polyodon spathula (Mississippi paddlefish) is the source of this 1163-nucleotide messenger RNA. Its product is annotated as oligodendrocyte transcription factor 3-like. The record is from RefSeq and is a predicted model, not a curated record. Bases 164 to 949 code for a protein of 261 amino acids. The transcript has a single exon. Gene Ontology annotation, molecular function: protein dimerization activity. Lineage: Eukaryota; Metazoa; Chordata; Actinopteri; Acipenseriformes; Polyodontidae.